AUGAUCGCCUUCCCAACACUGCUGCUAGCCGUCGUGGUCGCCUGCGCGACGGCGCAGAACGUGACUGUGCAGACUACGGCAGGUCUGUUACGAGGGGUGAGCACCACCACCAUCAACGGGACGGCCUACUACCGAUUCUCGGGAGUGCCUUUCGCUGCGCCACCCGUCGGAGAACUGCGUUUCAAGCCGCCGCAGCCGGUGCCACAGUGGGAGGGCGUGCGUGACGCCGUAGAAGAGGCGGAUGACUGCCUGCAGGCGAUGGGCACGCAGCUGUCCGGCUCUGAGGACUGCCUCUACCUCAACCUCUACACGCCGUCGUUGUCCGAGGAGGCGCUCCUGCCGGUCAUGGUGUGGAUCUACGGCGGCCACUUCUGGGCAGGCAGCAGCUCCGCCAGCGAGUACGGCCCAGACUUCCUGCUCGACCAGGGUGUCAUAGUCGUCGCUCUCAAUUACCGCCUGGCAGUCAUGGGACUACUAAGUUUGAACGACAGCAUCGCUAUGGGUAACAACGCCUUCAAGGACAUGGUGGCGGCGCUGCAGUGGGUCCAAGACAACGUCAGGGCGUUCGGAGGAGAUCCAGAGAAAGUCACCAUCUUUGGCCAGAGUGCUGGAGGCAUCAGCUGCGAAAUGCUCAUGUACUCUCCACUAGCCAGAGGGCUGUUCAGAGCCGUUAUAUCGCAGAGCGGCUCAGCGCUUGGGGGCGACCACAUCGUGGACACCAACCGCGAGAUGGCUUUCUGCAUCGGCAACGAGCUGGGCCUGCAGACGGAGGAUCCUGCGGAGCUGCUGGCGUUCCUACAGACAGCGGACGCGGAGGCUCUCUACCAAACGAGCUGCGGAACGGAGUUCCAGAUAACGGCUGAGCCAGAUGUGGAGGGUGCCUUCAUGACGGCGGAUCACAGCCGCUUGGGAGCGUGGGCGAUCGCCGGCAACUUCACACACCUGCCGCUCCUCACGGGCGUCACCACCGGAGAGGGCAAAAUGGGCGUCGCGGGAGGUUACAUUCCCGACAGUACACUGGCGGAGUUGAACUCUGACUUCGAAGGUGCGAUCGACAACAUUCUCCGUCUGGGGGACAUGGACGAGAAGCUGGCCGUGGCGGACGCCGUCAGGCUGUUCUACUUCGGCAACGUGACUACUAUCAGCGCCGACGCAGCCAUACCCUACGCUGAGAUGACUACGGACCUGAACAACGGUGAGCCCUGCGACACGACUGUGCACAUCCUGAGCGCUACUAUGGAGCAGCCCGUCUUUUACUACCAGUAUGCCUACACCGGUCGCACCGACCCCUCCGUCGUACCAGGAGCACCACACAUGGCAGACCUGGACUCACUGUUCAGCGUGCCCGGCUCCGGACAGAAUCUAGACCCAGCUUCGGAUGAGCAGAAAGUGCGCUCUGCAAUGGUCAAGCUGUGGACCAACUUCGCCAAGUAUAUGAAUCCUACACCAGAUGAGGACCCUGUAAUAGAAGGAGGUUGGCCACGCUUCAAUGAAUCUACUGCAUAUUACUUAAACAUCGACGUCAACAUAACACUUGAACAGAACAGGAAUGCCGAGAGGAUGAACUUCGUGCACUCGGUCAUCCCACCAUAUUACUGA
Schistocerca piceifrons (Central American locust) is the source of this 1599-nucleotide messenger RNA. RefSeq names its product juvenile hormone esterase-like. The transcript is spliced from 11 exons. The record is from RefSeq and is a predicted model, not a curated record. NCBI's taxonomy places the organism in Eukaryota, Metazoa, Arthropoda, Insecta, Orthoptera, Acrididae. Bases 1 to 1599 code for a protein of 532 amino acids.